Molecule: messenger RNA, 3266 nt
Organism: Drosophila gunungcola (fruit fly)
Lineage: Eukaryota; Metazoa; Arthropoda; Insecta; Diptera; Drosophilidae
Exons: 4
Coding region: 86-2353 (755 amino acids)
Source: RefSeq, a predicted model, not a curated record
GGUAAAAACGGCGGGCCCAAAAGAUUAGUGACUCGGCCGGCGCUGGGUUUUGCUUCAAAACAACUGACAACUGAUUAACUGAGUAAUGAACUUUUAUGUGCUCUCCUGGCUGCUGUUUUUCCUGGCGCCCGGGGGUUGUCCCAUCUACAGCAUAGACCUGGCCACCUUGGAGGUGCCCACCAACUACUUCCAGAACGAGCUGACCCUGCAAUCGAUGCUUAGCUCGGAGUUGCGCGAAUACCGAAAUGGCCUGAACGAGAGGAUCGGUGGUCAGCAUUCCCCGCCACCAAGGCACAACCCACAGCCCGAUUGGCUCAAGGAUCUGUCCAAAGCGGCGCGGAGUACCUCGGAGACGAGUGUGCCCUUUCUGGGCACCAAUCUGUUUGGCAACUGCCGCAAGAACUGCUUUUCCACGGAGGACAUUGCCCUGAUGUCGGCCCGCAAGGAUUUUGAGCUGCUGGUGCCCAAAUCCUUUCCGCAAUGCCUGCUCAGCGACAGCAUUGUGCACAUGCUCGUCAGGUACUUUAACACCGUUAACCAGCUGGUGAAGAGGAUGUCGGACGAGGACACGCGACUAAUCCUCCAGAGGUCCUUCUACGACGCUUUGGGCGGCUACCUUCGCUACUACCUGCUGCCCAUGGCUCAGGUUUCCUUCUACGCCGGUCGCCUCAAGCUGAGCACCGUGGAGCGAUUGGUGAACAUCUAUCGGCAGUGCAAGACGGCUCUCAAUACGAACGGAAAUGGCUGGCGUACACCGGACAAGGACAUACUGUGCAGGCUAAAAGGUGCCAAGAUCCAGCCUCUUAAGCUGCCCACGAGGUCCUGCAAAUCCCAGGAGGAUGCCUCCAGCUGUGCCCUGCUGGAUCAAAGCUGUCUUUCCCAGGAGCCGGGUCAGGACCAGAUGGUUGUGCCACUGCCGAGACUCGAGGCGGUGGAUGAGUAUGGCUUUCUGAACAACAUCUAUGUGCCCUUCCGCAAGCGAAGGAUCUACAAUCUUCGCUCCCCGAAAUCCGCCUUUGUCCUGGUGAGAUUCUUCCAAGCCCUCACCAGCUGCCAUCGAUUUCUGGCCGUGAGCCAGGUCGACUAUAAUCGCAAGUUUCUCUCCUGGAUAAGGGAAAAUGUGCAGAUGCACUACCAGGAUGAGGUUUUCUACCCGGGGCUGGGUGGGAUCCUCCAGAUAAAGGAGAGACUGUUGAUUCAGAAAAAUAGUCCCGAGGAAGAAUAUCAGGAGCAGACCCCAGCCGACAAAAAGGAGGAGGCCGGAUCUCCUUCCUCCUCCUACGAAGGGGACUCCCGCAAGCUGAGUCGCUCCGCGAUCCAAUGGCAGGAGGCCCCAGACUCGGAGCAGGAACAGGCGCACCAGGACGAGUGGCUGUCCGGAUUGGAGAGGGUCCACACCCGCCAGGACGAACUGGAGGAGUGUCGGGAGUGCGACAACGAUGACUCCUUGAUUUGGUGCAUCGCCGCCUUCCUGGCCCUGCUCCUGCUCCUCAUUCUGCUCAUCAUCUGCUGCUGCAUGAAAAGGGGCAGAAAGAAGAAGGCGGUGCGGCCCCCGGUUCCAGAGGCACCGCCGCCCAAGGAGAAACGGAAAAAGGAGCCGCUGAUAGCUAAGACCACUCAAUUGGAGGUCAAGAACGUCGACGAAGGCGUUAAUCGGUACUACUAUUCCGGAUCUGGUCGCCACAGCACCUCACAGAGAUCAGUUCAGGAUGAUCGCUAUCCGGCAAAUCCGGAGCUCGAUUCCUACACCUCCACCUCCUCGCUGGGCUGUCAGUUCAACAGGAAGUGCGUGCCCCUAAAGUUCGCCCGCGCCAAAGGGGAGGAGUACUAUGUACCCGACAAGGGUCGCGACGAGUUGAACAAGCAAGUCCCCGCCCUAGCUAUUCACUCUGAGGAUUCGUUCGCUCGCCGAGCUCGCCAACCUGCCAAAAAGCCGGCUUUAAAAUCAAAUGAAUCCCCAAAUCGCACUUCGGAAGGCGAGCGGACCGCCCUGGACAAGGAGAAGAAGCGACAGAGGCACUACGGCAUGGAGGUCAAGCGGAAAAGGGACAAGGACACCGAGGCGAGCCAGAAAAAGGAGCAGACUAAAUCCUCAGAAGAGAGAAAGCAGUCAACGCCGGAAAGGCGAACUACCAACCGAGUGAGGAUCGUGACGGACAACGAGUCAACCGACGAUCCUCGUUUGGACCGAGAGAAGUCCGAAGAAAAGCCGGAAACCAGUGCGGUUCGAAAAAAGGGCGGCACUGAGGCUCAUCAAUUCAAUUCAUCGGAUGACAGAAGAUUAACCCCGGCGAUCUCUCCACAGUCGGUAAAGGAUUCCCCCAGCUGGGAAACAACCUUUGAGGAUAACUAAUCGGCAACUGUUUUUUUUUUUUGUUUGUAUGCGUCGCAAUUUUGUUUUUGUGUAUAUUUUAUGAUAAGGUAAUAAAACCUUUCAUUUUAAUAACUUUAAAAAACAAAAAAUUUCUAUUGAAGUUGUUUGUCAAUGCUGCGGUCCCAAUCAAACUAGUUUGAGCUAAAUACAAGAGUCGGACAAAUCUACGCGGCAAAAGAUGGACAAAAAGCUGGAAUCGUCAAAUUAAUUUGGUAAUGAAAGAUUAAUCGGACUAUUUCAAAUAUCUUCAGAUAGCUAAGGGUGGUAAAAGUGGUCGACCAGAUUGUUAUAGAGUCAAUUGAGAUAAGUUUAUACAUAUAAGUAAGAUAAAAAACCCUUUCAGUUUAGUUACCCGAAACGAGAGAGCUGGCAACCAAAUGUGCAACAAUGCAAAGAGGCAUGCAAAUUAAUUAAAAGAUAACAAAGGACAACAAAAUCGAAAACCAAGACCUAACCCAUACUUUUCUAAACGUUUUCGUGCUGAUAAAGAAUCAUGAGUGGUAAAUCUUUGGAUUGUUUACUGGCGAUUAUAGUCGAAAACUACACGAUAAUCUAAAAGCAAAAGAUCCCGACAAAACAAAAGCAUAAUCCAAUUUAUUUAAACGUAAAACGUUUCAAACCCUUAAACGAUUAUAAUCGUAACCUACAAGUUCAACUAAAAGCAAAAAUGUACGACGUUUUGUAACAGUUGAACAUAAUUAAAAAUAAAAAAACCUUACAAGAAAAUAAAUAAAAACCUGUUAUUGUCACCCAAAAACGUUUACAAAGUAUGAUUUGGAUCUAGAUAUGAUCCUCAUUUUGUUGGCCUGUGUUAUCAUCGGAUAAUCAAACUGACAAAUGAAGAGACACUACAAAGGAGAAGCGUGCUGGGCAACAGAGGCAUCAAGAAGCG